CCGCCUCAGCCGGUGAUUCCGCCGCCGGAGGUCACGGCGAACAGAUUCGUCUAUCCUCCCGCCGCCACACCGUAUCACAACUACCCCGGCUACUAUCCGCCGCCGACAACCAUGCCAGCGCCGUUGCCGGCACCGUACGACCACCACCACCGUCAGGCGGUGGAGCCGAUUUGGGGGCGGUACCCGCCGGCGCCGGCACCGGCACCGGCGCCCUACGUGGAACACCAGAAGGCGGUUACCAUAAAGAACGAUGUCAACAUUAAGAAGGAGACGCUUAGGAUUGAGCCUGAUGAAGAGAAUCCUGGCCGUUUCCUCGUGUCGUUUACGUUUGAUGCCACCGUUUCGGGGAGCAUCACCAUAUUUUUCUUUGCAAAAGAAGGGGAAGGUUGCACCCUAAUCCCAAUGAAGGAAAAUGUUCUUCCACCCGUGACUGUAAAUUUCCAGCAAGGUCUUGGCCAGAAGUUUAAACAGCCAGCUGGAACUGGUAUUGAUUUUUCAAUACUUGAGGAGUCUGAGUUAUUGAAAGCGGGGGACAUGGAUGUCUAUCCUGUUGCCAUUAAAGCUGAUGCAUCCUCUGGUGAUCAUGAUGGAUCAAAUGAAACUCCAACAUCUGGCAACAACACAAACUCUCAGAUAACUCAAGCAGUGUUCGAGAAGGAGAAAGGAGAAUUCCAGGUGAAGGUUGUUAAGCAGAUCUUAUGGGUAAAUGGAAUGAGGUAUGAACUACAGGAGAUAUAUGGUAUUGGAAAUUCUGUGGAAAGUGACUUGGAUGGGAAUGACCCUGGAAAAGAGUGCGUUAUUUGCUUGUCAGAGCCUCGAGACACAACUGUCCUUCCAUGUCGCCACAUGUGUAUGUGUAGUGGAUGUGCAAAGGUUUUGAGGUUCCAGACAAAUAGAUGUCCAAUCUGCAGACAACCAGUGGAGAGGCUUUUGGAGAUCAAAGUUGGGCCUGAGCCAGAGCCUGAGCCUCAGCCCGAGGAGUGAAGAUACAAUGUUAGUGACACAAGCUUCCUGUACAGUCCAACUGUUAUAGUUAAUAUUUUUCACUUACUUGCUCAGGUUUUCCUAAUAAUCCCAAAAAAUAGAAAUUCGAAUUUGUGUAUGACAUUAUGUUUGACAUGUACAACAGGCUGGCAUUGCACCUGACUUGUAUUAUUGUGUAAGCCAAUGCCUCCGCCAUGCUUGUUUGGUUUUUACUUCUAAUUUCUAAGUGGCUUUCCCUUCUGAACAUAAUUGGAUGUGUUUUUCACCUUC
Molecule: messenger RNA, 1254 nt
Organism: Cajanus cajan (pigeon pea)
Lineage: Eukaryota; Viridiplantae; Streptophyta; Magnoliopsida; Fabales; Fabaceae
Product: putative E3 ubiquitin-protein ligase LUL2
Biological process (GO): protein ubiquitination
Molecular function (GO): ubiquitin protein ligase activity
Source: RefSeq, a predicted model, not a curated record